Messenger RNA from Cydia fagiglandana, 3480 nucleotides. Its product is annotated as CLK4-associating serine/arginine rich protein. The record is from RefSeq and is a predicted model, not a curated record. The transcript is spliced from 16 exons. The coding region runs from base 153 to 2558 and encodes 801 amino acids. NCBI's taxonomy places the organism in Eukaryota, Metazoa, Arthropoda, Insecta, Lepidoptera, Tortricidae.
ACAAAAUGGCGUUAUCUAUCGGUGCUGUCCGGAUAGGCCAAAUUUCUCUUUAAACUUUAAAUUAAAGUCUUUAAACUGAGUAAAGUCAUACAUUAGUUUGUUAGUAAUGUUAUAUUCAAUAUUGAUGUGAUUUCAUUAAAAAAAUUGCCAAGAUGUGGCACGAGGCUAGAAAGCAGGAGAAGAUGAUCCGGGGGAUGAUAGUAGACUACAGAAGGCGAGCCGAGCGUCGUAAAGAUUUCUACGAGAAGAUUAAAGCUGAGCCAACACAAUUUUUACAACUACAUGGCAGGCCAUGUAAGAUACACUUGGACCCAGCUAUAGCUGCAGCAGGAGAGGGACCUGCUAUAAUGAUGCCUUGGCAAGGUGAUACAAGCAACAUGAUUGACAGAUUUGAUGUUAGAGCACAUUUAGAUUAUAUUCCGGAAGUGAAAAAUCCUUUUAUUGCCCCUGAAGAUUUGAGCCAAGAAGAGAGGCAAUGUAACUACGAAAGUUACAGGAUUCUGGCACAGAAUGCGUUUCUUGGAAUAAGUGAAGAAAAAUUCCUACAACAAUUAGCAAUUGAGGAACAAUUUGGCGUAACUAUUGAAGAGAAGGAGAUGCAGAAAGAGAGGUUAAAUGAAAAGAAAGGGACGGGUGCCGCUAUAGGAUACAAUUAUAAUGACCCCGGAGCACAACCGUCUUGCUCCAACCCUACUGGCCCUGACGUUAAAAAAACAGAACAGCCGGAGGAUUCCGAUGAUGACUCUGAUCUGGAAAUCAUUGAUGUGGAUCUGAGUAUCGAUGUCAACAAGAUGGAGGCUUCUCAGGCUCAUGAGUUGAACAGCGUGGGUCCGCUAUUCGGCAUGGCGGGCUGCGACCUGUUCUCGUUCCUCACGGGGGACGCUGAUGACGCUGAGCAUCAGAAGCAGCUGCUGCGGGAGGAAAAGGAGAAAGCCAUGUUCUCCGGAAGGAAGAGUCGGAAGGAGAGAAGGGCUCAUCGGGAUAAGAAGCUGCAGCACCGCGUAGUGAGCCCGCCUGCGUACGCAGCCCCACGUGCUAACUCGGAGACUGCGAGGUCGGUGAGCCGCUCCGCCAGCCGCAGCCCCGAGCCCGCGCCGCAGAUACAGUUCAUCACCUCCUUCGGGCAGGACGACGACGAGGUCAAACCCCCACCUCCAAUUAAACCUCUAUAUGCUGAUAAAUUAAAACAGAACCUGAAACCGGAAAUACUGUAUUCUGAUGUUGCUAGAAAACCACCAGCGAGGUCACCGCCACAAUACAACGAUUACCAAGGCCCGCGGCCGUUCAUGGGCCCGCACCGGCCCCGCUCCCGCUCACGCUCGCGCUCGUACUCGCGCUCAGUGUCCCGCUCGAGGUCUCGGUCGAGGUCUCGCUCGAGGUCACGGUCGAGGUCGCGGUCCCGGUCCCGCUACUCGUCGUCCAGGUCGCGCUCCUACAGCCCCCAGCGGCGGUCGAGGUCUACCUCGAGGCCGCGCCAGUACAGGAACAGACGAUCUAGAAGCCCGCCCAAUUACGGUAAACGUAAUCGCUCGAGGUCCAUGUCUUUUGAAAGCAACGAGAAGGGCGUUGCGAAGGCGGCGGUGCCGCGGUACUACGGGCGCCGCAAGGAGGACAAGUCCUCCAGCGAGCUCUCGCUAGACUCCGACUCCAGCGACACGCCCGACGACGGGAAACGCACGUCGGCGGUUAAAUCCAACACAAACCAGAAUCAGUUACGAUUAACUGGAUCCAGCUCCAAAGGCUCAUCGCGACAGACAAAUUCGCUCAAGGAAAAGCUCAAAAAGAAAAUGCAGGCUCAGUUAUCAAGGCAACUGCGGGCAGACAAGCGGGCUGAGGCGGAGCGGUUGGAGCGCGAGUCGCGGCGGCAGGCGCGGCGCGACGAGGAGAUGCGAGAGCUCGCCAUCAAGCUGCGACGCAAGCAACGUGAAAUGCGGCAUCAACAGAACAGAAGGUCUAGCGACGAUGACUCGGAUGCAAGUCAUAGUGGUUCGUCGAGAGACUCGCCCACGCAGGAAAAGAAGAAAGACGAGGGGAGUCGCUCGAAGAGCCCCUCCCCGACGCCAAAGAAGAUACCGGUGUGGGAGACCAACAGGGACGCCCCCCGAGUCCCCCCGGACUACAGAAACAGGUACGACGGCGGGGAGAGCUCGCGGGACCCCCCGGACGCCGGGAGAUACGAGACCGAGAGCUUCGACCGGCCGCCGCCGCCCUACCCGCCGCCGAGGUACCCCGGCGGGGACCACCGGGGCCGCGGCUACGACAACCGACAGGAGUCGACAUAUAACCGACAGGAUCACAACGCGUACGAGCAACAGCAGAGUAGAUGGGAUCAGAACAGCUACCCUAUGGGGCGGAGACGGCCGUACGCGGCGCGCGGCGGGCCCCGCGGGGGCGGGGGCGGGGGCGGCGGGGCGCACGAGCCCCCGCCCCCGCCCCCCGCCUGGCGCGCGCGCCCGCCGCCGCCCCGCGCCCCGCCGCUACCCCCGCUUCCCCCCGACCACGACCGUGACGCUUCCGGCAGUUACGGCAGGACCAAAGUCAAGCUCGUCGACUAUUAAGCCCGCCCGAGGUUGGAAAUUUGAUGCCAAAUUAGAUGAUUGUGAUGUUCGAAUUCAUAUCACUGCUGUAGGGAUUUUAUGUGUAUUUUCUACACGUUCCCGUAAAUUUUCGAUCGAGGCUUCUCGAGAUAUUGUCCAUAUUUAAACGUUUCGACCCCGUCUCUUUCGUGUACACGUUUCUAAUAUUAAUCGAGCGGCCUAGCCGAGAUGACGAUCGCUUACGCUCCGCCAUCGAACCGCUUUAUGGUUUCUCUAUCGCUCUUCCAUUAGUGUGACAGUGACGAUUGCGUUUCGUUCGCUACGGAGCGUUUGCGAUUGACAUGUUGUCUACGGGGCCUGUUGAUUAUAUUGCUAGAUUUUCAUGACCUUUUCGAAUAUUGAGUAGAUUUAUCGUAUUUCCACCGAAUAAAUUUAAAAAGUCAUCGACAUCUGUUGCCACUUCUACAAAAAAAGUGUGUGCAAAAAUAUAGCCGAACCAAAUUAAACCACAAAUCCAAUUGAAAGAUGAUCGUGGUUCUGUCACCUAACUAGAAACAUAAGCUCUGUACAUCGAUCGAUUCAUCCAUGUAUGAUAGAAAUUUCAUCUUGAAUUUAAUUCAGAAAACCAUGGGCGCAAAUGCAUUUUGAACGUUGUAUGUACUACAAAAUAGUAUGUGUUCAAAAUUUUUAAAGUUUACUGCACUUGUCAAAGUGUAACACAUAUGUUCAUGAAUAAAAAGAGUAUACAAUUAUUAUUUAGUUAUUGUAAUUAUAAUUAACAAAAGAAAGUACUAUUUGUCUUGUUAUAUAACUUACGUGAUUCGUAUUUUCUACUUCAGACUUGUGUAAAUAUUUCAAACACCAUUUUUAUUUUAGUAAUAUUAUAAGCAGCUUUUAUUGUAUAUUGUCAGUGUUAAAUAAAUACACUUAUUCAUUUAUAAAA